AUGUUAACCUUACAUCAGAAAAGUCUCACAGAAUCCAAAAUCAAAAAUGACAAUGCUUCUUUCUAAACAAACUUAAAUCUUCGCUCAUUUAAUCCUUCAAAAUUUCUAAACAACCUUGAUUAACUUCAUGAUAUCCAAACUCCUUAAUAUAAUGAAAAUACUCAACAAAUACAACCACUAACAGAAAAGGCAGAACGUAGUUAUUGUCGAUUUCCUAAACUUCAAUCCAACUCAUUAUAAAACAUUUCUAAACCUUUUGAUUAAAUGCCAUAAUCUAAGCAUAAUUAACUAAAAUCUCAACUAUCAAAUAUAUUUUCUUAGUAAAAUCCAAUUACCGAAAAUCAUAUUAUCUUGCCUGGGUUAAGAAAACAAAGAAAAGAAUCUUAAAUGUUUAUCUAAAUGAUUGAACAGCAGAUCAGUUUUCCAAAUCAAGAUACCUAAACUUCAAGAUCUAAAAGAUUUUAAAGAAAGAGAGAACAAUAAACAUAAAGUUAAACAAAUCUAGAUAGUCUAAAUUACUUAUUACCUGAUAAUUCUUAAUUAGAUGACUCAAACAAUUAUAAUAAAAAAGUUGACUUUCAUAAAAGAGUAAGAGUCAUAAAUUUAGAAAAUGGAAGAAUUGCAACUGAAAUAAUAAAAGAAGAAGAUGAAUCUAAAUCUCCAAAAAAGUCUAAACGAAAAUUUGUAUCUUAGAAGACCAAGUUUUUUUAGGAAGAUGCCAAUUCAUGA
Messenger RNA from Paramecium pentaurelia, 729 nucleotides. The record is from the annotation of a GenBank genome assembly. NCBI's taxonomy places the organism in Eukaryota, Ciliophora, Oligohymenophorea, Peniculida, Parameciidae.